Penicillium macrosclerotiorum is the source of this 3348-nucleotide messenger RNA. RefSeq names its product DNA-dependent ATPase RAD26. Gene Ontology annotation, molecular function: ATP-dependent chromatin remodeler activity; ATP binding. The coding region runs from base 1 to 3348 and encodes 1115 amino acids. The transcript is spliced from 4 exons. Gene Ontology annotation, biological process: transcription-coupled nucleotide-excision repair. Lineage: Eukaryota; Fungi; Ascomycota; Eurotiomycetes; Eurotiales; Aspergillaceae. The record is from RefSeq and is a predicted model, not a curated record. Gene Ontology annotation, cellular component: nucleus.
AUGGCCUCCCCGGCAACGAAUGCGACUGCGGAGGCGAGUCGUCUCCAGGAACUGAAUGCCGACGUUCGUGAUCAGGACGACCUGGAACGAGACAUCACUCGACAAGCCGACAAGUUCCUCGCCGAGAAGGCCGAGGAAAAUGAUACUAAACGGCUAGAAAAAGCCUUGAUUGAUAAAGACAAGGUGGAUUCGCAGAUUCGGCAGGCCAAGAAUCGCCUGACCCGCCAUGUCGGCGUCGCCACUCGACACCGAGUUGAAAAUGAGCUGCGAAACCUUGAAGCCCGCCGCGUCGGGUUGGUUAAAGAUAUUAAAGAGAUCCAGAAACGGAUCGAUGACCGACGUGAAGCACAAGAGAAGGCAGAUGGGUCCCAUGGCCCAGGCCGGCUGCCCAACGAAUCGCGACGCGAUUAUCUUUUGCGGACUGGAAAGAUCACUCCCUUUGAGCUUAUGGCCACUGGGGGCCAAGACGGCCCUCUGGCAACUCUGCAUGAUGCUCUUGUCGAUGCAGAGGAUCAACAGAAAGAAGACGAGGAGCGCGAACAAGCGCAUCACGAUCCAAACGCCUCUCACCGAGUUCUCCACCGCCCCGGGUUCGACUUUGAUGAUGCCAGCGAAGACAGCCGGACUGAUAGCAGUAGCAAGCGUCGAAAGCUUGACACGAGUCCAAAAGUGAAAGAAAGCCCCCAAACGUCCAAGGCUCGUGCUCCUAGCUCCCCCGAUGUCGAUUCGUCCGCAAGUUAUGUUGCUUCGGAAGAUGGCAGCGCCGCAUCGGAAGAUGAAGAGUUUAUGCCCGAUACUGUCCCCGAAACAUCGAGUCGCAAGCGCAAACAGACCAAGGCGGAGUCCGAAUUCGAGGACCUCAGCGGCGUCGACGAUGGAAAUGAGAGGAUCUACCAGGCUCGCCUUCAGAAGUGGAUAAGUCGACGUAGUGCAGCUCGAAAGCGUUCCCAUGGCAGUGAGAUCAAGGAAGAGGACCCUGAUGAACCUGAAUGGCUCAAACCACAUCCGACAGAGCCCGACAUGGAUCUUCAAAAUGGUCUCCGGGCACCGGGAGAUAUCAGCAAGUACCUAUUUUCUUAUCAACGAACAGGCCUUCAGUGGCUCUGGGAACUGCACCAGCAGACAGUGGGGGGCAUCAUCGGAGACGAGAUGGGCCUUGGUAAAACAAUCCAGGCCAUCUCUUAUCUCGCCUCAUUGCACCACAGCAAUAUGUACACCAAACCUGCCAUAGUCGUAUGCCCCGCGACCCUCAUGAAGCAAUGGGUCAAUGAGUUCCACCGCUGGUGGCCCCCGUUCCGUGUGUCGAUUCUGCACUCCUCCGGCAGCGGAAUGAUGAACCUCGGUAAGGAGAGCAGCCGUGAGAAUGCCCUCACAUCUGAGAUGGUGGGCAACUCACAUUCUCGUUACCUCACUGCUGGCCAGAAAGCUGCGAAGCGAAUAAUCAAACGGGUCCAAGAGGAAGGGCACGUUCUCGUGACCACCUACUCUGGGCUUCAGUCCUAUGCAGAUGCGUUGGUUGACGUGGACUGGGGCUGUGCUAUCCUUGACGAAGGCCACAAAAUCCGCAACCCGGAUGCUGGUAUCACCUUCAGUUGCAAGGAGCUCCGGACCCCCCACCGCAUCAUUCUGUCCGGGACGCCCAUGCAGAAUAGCCUGAUUGACCUGUGGUCCCUUUUCGAUUUUGUGUUUCCCAUGCGCCUGGGAACUCUUGUCACCUUCAAAACCCAGUUCGAGAUUCCCAUUCGCCAGGGGGCUACGCCUCGGCCACCAAUCUCCAGGUCCAAACUGCCGCUAACUGAUCUUCCCCAAAAGAGCGAACAGGUCAUUUUCUGCAAGCUCACACAGGAGCAACGAAAAAUUUACAAGCGGUUCCUUGCAUCUAACGACAUGAUUUCUAUCAUGAAGGGGAAGCGGAAUUCCCUUUUUGGAAUUGACAUUCUCCGGAAGGUUUGCAACCACCCUGAUCUUGUUGACCGGGAAAUCCGAUCGCGAGAACCCGACUAUGGUGAGGCAUCGCGCUCGGGAAAGAUGCAGGUCUUGAAGGGUCUACUGGAGGUUUGGAAGGAUACGGGACAUAAAACUCUGCUCUUCGCCCAGACCCGCCAGAUGCUUGACAUCAUCCAGAAGUUCGUUGCGGAUCUCGGUGGAUUCAACUUUCGUCGAAUGGACGGAGGAACUCCGAUCAAAGAUCGGCAGACCAUGGUCGAUGAGUUCAACAAUGAUCCUGAGAUUCAUGUGUUCCUGCUCACCACUCGCGUCGGCGGUAUCGGUGUGAACUUGACCGGUGCUGAUCGAGUCAUUAUCUACGACCCUGAUUGGAAUCCGUCAACCGACAUGCAGGCCCGUGAACGGGCCUGGCGCCUGGGUCAAAAGCGCGAUGUGACCAUCUUUCGUCUCAUGAUGAAGGGGACAAUCGAGGAAAAGAUCUACCACCGGCAGAUUUUCAAGCAAUUCCUCACGAACAAGAUCACCCGUGACCCGCAGCAACGAGAGAGCUUUCAAGCCAGCGAUCUCUACGAUCUAUUCUCGCUCACAGAAGAGAACGAUAAGGAACUCGAAACGACCAAGCUUUUCAAAAAUGCCGACGUGACCUACCAGGAAGCAGAUACCACACCCAUUCCGAAACAUACCCGCCGAGCCAAACCCAACUCUCCCCUACCGAAAUCUGAGGAUGUUACCAGUGUUCAAGGAGUCGCCAAUAUUGAAGAGUUCAACACCGAAUCAGACGACAAGGACGAGAAUGGGAAUCCCAAGACUGCUGAGGACCGGAUCAUGCACGGCAUCUUUGCUCGAUCCGGCGUCCACACCGCUCUCCAGCACGACCAGAUCGUGAACGGUAAGCGCGUCGUCCGCGCAGAUCCCAAGAUGAUUGAAGCCGAAGCACGGCGCGUCGCCGCCGAAGCAGCGGAGGAGCUCCGCAAAGCCGAGAUCGAGGCUCGCUCCGUCCCCAUCGGACUUCCCACCUGGACUGGUCAGUUCGGCGUGGCAGGCCGAUCUGAUCACGCCGGCGCCAGCUCUGCCCGCCCUGCCGGGGCCGGACCGUCUUCUUUCAACCUUCUCUCCCGCCUCAACCCCGGCGCGUCAUUGCCGGUCUUACCCACAACCCCCACAGGCCCAUCGCGCAUGCCCCGCGGUAAGGAUUUCAUGCCGCUGAUCCGGGACUUCUUCCUCUCACGGCGUGGGCCGGUGUUCACACCGGUUAUUGUGGACCACUUCAAUCAUUACUGUACGAACGAGCAGCGCGUGGCGGAGUUCCAGGAGAUGCUGAAGACCGUUGCAACUCUGGACCGGGACCGUGGCGGCCGGGGUCGAUGGAUGCUGAAGCCGGAAUUUGCGAGGAAGAGUUAA